Bombus huntii is the source of this 2334-nucleotide messenger RNA. RefSeq lists its product as uncharacterized. The record is from RefSeq and is a predicted model, not a curated record. The transcript has 8 exons. The coding region runs from base 608 to 2218 and encodes 536 amino acids. Gene Ontology annotation, molecular function: long-chain fatty acid-CoA ligase activity. NCBI's taxonomy places the organism in Eukaryota, Metazoa, Arthropoda, Insecta, Hymenoptera, Apidae. Gene Ontology annotation, biological process: long-chain fatty acid metabolic process; fatty-acyl-CoA biosynthetic process.
ACAGUGCAACUUUUAAGUGCGAUGCGUUUAUGAACGUAUUUCGAGCCGUUACGUAAACGAACGUUAGUCGAUUCGUUCGCACACGUCUUGCCGGUCUGUGAAAAAUGAAGCAAGUGAAAAAUGGAAAGUAAGUCGUGAGUUAAACUGCAUAUAAAAUGCAACUAAUCGUCUUUCUGUGCAUUAUAAUUCUUUACUUUUUUAUAAUAGACUAACUUGGACUGUAAAAGUAACAAAAUAAGGAACAAUAGAAUAUUAUUACGCCAUAGCGAAAUCAUGUGUUGUAUUCAACAAAAUGUCUUUCUUUAUUCAUUGAUAGCGAUACAGAAGAUGAGAUGAAAACACAAUCAACCAAGUCACAUACAUAUAAUAUUCGUUUGCCGAGUGAUAAGUGCAUAAGUGAUAAGUGCUUUGAGUGAAUAUUACAAACGGGCGCACAAGUACAUAAUUUUUGCUCCUUCGAAUCGUAUUCCACGUCGACCGAUAACAGCAACGCUGCUUGAAAAGGAGAAGGAAUCAACGAAGGCAUCGACGCAACAGUGCUGCACGACGCCGAUUUCCAGCUAACGAGCAUCUGUCUUUGGCAAAAGGUAGCUUCAUCUGAAACAAAAUGGAGAUACAAAAUAAUAUACUUCAUGGUCCACAAAUAACAGAAGUACCAAACAUAUCUCUGGGACAACAUUUGUUCAAUUGUCUACAUUCUAAUGCUGAUCAGAUUGUGCAAGUAGAUAUUCUAACUGGUAAACACUACACAUGCAAGGAUAUUCUCGAAAAAAGCACAAUAUUAUCUGUUGCUUUGAGAAAUUAUGGAAUCAAGGUGGAAGACAGAAUCUCCGUUGCAGCUGAAAACCAUCCACAUUACGUGGUAUCGAUAUGUGGCACGUUAUUUAUCGGAGCUACAUUUGCACCGUUGAAUCCAGCAUAUACAGAAAGAGAAUUUACGCACAUGCUGGAAAUUUAUCAGCCACGGGUGUUGUUUGUAUCGCGACGCACUGAAAACAUUUUGGCGAAAAUUGCAUCUACUGUAAGCUGGAAUAUGAAAUUAAUCGAAUUGGAUGAUGAGCCUCUUGAUGGAAAUAUAAUAACCUUAGACAAGGUUUUGGAAAAAUAUCAAAGUAUCACGGAUCCCUAUGCGUCUUCACCGGUGCAGAUAGAUAAUAACAGGAAAAGAAUGGCAGCUAUUUUAUGUUCUAGCGGUACAACAGGCCUUCCAAAAGGAGUAAUGUUGUCUCAUCGAAAUUUGUUACUUUUCAUCCAAACUCUAAGUGCCCCAGGAUCAAUGGAUAUUCGACGUGGAGACCGAAUACUAGUUUUUUUGCCGUUAUUUCACGGUUAUGCGUUCGGAAUGAUGAAUACGGCAAUAAGUUGCGGUGCAGCUGUGUACAUAAUGCGAAAUUUCGAGUUAGAAACGUUACUCAGUUCCGUAGAAAAAUACAGAAUUACGCAUAUACCAUUGGUCCCUCCAGUUUUAGUUGGUCUUGCGAAGCAUCCAAUGGUGCCAAAUUGCGAUUUCAGCAGCGUGAGAGAGAUCGUUUCCGGUGCGGCACCGCUUCCGCCGGAUGUAGCAGACGAAGUGAAGCAACGUACAAAACUGAAAGCUAUUCGAAAUGGUUACGGUAUGACGGAAUUAUCAAUACUAUCAAACAUGAGCGAUAGGACGAGCAAUGAUAACUCCAUAGGUCCAAUACUGCCUGGCUUUAAGUGCAAAGUGGUAAAUGUAGAAACGGGCGAGACCCUGGUCGCAAGAAAAAUUGGGGAAGUUUGUUUCACAGGUGAUCAAGUAAUGUUGGGAUAUUUUAAAAACUCUAAAACCACUGCAGAAACAAUCGAUAAGGAGAAUUGGUUACACACUGGUGAUCUAGGAUAUUUUGAUGAAGAAGGAUCGCUAUACAUUACAGGACGUAUAAAAGAAGUUAUUAAAUAUAAAGGUUUUCAAGUUUCACCAUCUGAGAUCGAAGCAGUAAUAUUGUCGCAUCCAAGCGUUAAGGAUGUAGCAGUCGUGGGUAAACCGGACAAACUCAGCGGAGAGAUACCAAUGGCUCUGGUAGUCAGACAACAUGAGAAAACUAUAUCGGCGAAAGAAAUCGCGGAUUUCGCUAAUGAAAAUCUGUCAUCACAAAAAUGGCUGAGAGGCGGUGUAAAAUUUGUCGAUCAUAUACCCAAAACAACAUCGGGAAAAAUUAUACGAAGAGAAUUGAUUAAUAUCGCAACUAAAUUAUGAAUCAAUUUUUCGAAUUACUCGAAAUAUAUGUACUAAAUACACAACUUCUGUAUACACACACGCAUUCAACUAAGUGUUUUAUUUAAUCGCCUAUUUGAAUAUAUAAAAUGUACCUG